Aaosphaeria arxii CBS 175.79 is the source of this 2424-nucleotide messenger RNA. RefSeq names its product calmodulin dependent protein kinase. Gene Ontology annotation, biological process: intracellular signal transduction; protein phosphorylation. Gene Ontology annotation, molecular function: ATP binding; protein serine/threonine kinase activity. Lineage: Eukaryota; Fungi; Ascomycota; Dothideomycetes; Pleosporales. The record is from RefSeq and is a predicted model, not a curated record. Gene Ontology annotation, cellular component: cytoplasm. The coding region runs from base 1 to 2307 and encodes 768 amino acids. The transcript is spliced from 7 exons.
AUGAGCGUCACCGAAUCCAGCCCUUCCAUCAAGGACUCGAUUAACGUCGAUGUCCCAGGCAUACACUCUUCGAAUCACAUCAGCCUAGAUGUUCCUGCGAUUGAAGAAACUGGACGACCCGCACCGGUCAAGUUCAUGUCUGCACCGGCAUAUCACUCUCCACUUCGACAUCACAAGCGAGCCGCUUCUUCAACCAGACGAGUAAAGGAAACCCUGAAUGCUCGAUCCGAGUACAGCAAUAGCGAAGAUGACGGGACUGCUCAGCACCGCAUCAACCAAUACUUGAUCAAGCAAGAAAUUGGACGUGGAUCUUUUGGAGCAGUCCAUCUUGCCGUGGACCAAUAUGGCCAAGAAUAUGCUGUCAAAGAAUUCUCCAAGUCGCGCCUGCGAAAACGGGCACAGUCGAAUCUUCUCCGCCGUCCAAGUGCCCGAAGACGACGACAUGCCGGUGCAUUGGGUGCAGGUCUUGGUUUCAACUCUCCGCUCCACCGACAUUCGUCGUCCGACGAGAACAACUCGCUCGAUCUGAUCAAAGAGGAGAUUGCCAUCAUGAAGAAGCUCAACCACCCAAAUCUCGUCUCUCUCAUCGAAGUGCUCGAUGACCCAGAAGAGGAUUCGCUGUACAUGGUCAUGGAAAUGUGCAAAAAGGGCGUAGUGAUGCGGGUAGGUCUAGACGAGCGGGCAGAUCCCUACGACGAGGAGCAGUGUCGUUGUUGGUUCCGAGACAUGAUUUUAGGCAUUGAAUAUCUUCACGCGCAAGGAAUCAUACAUCGCGACAUUAAGCCCGACAAUUGUCUGGUCACAGCCGAUGACGUACUCAAGAUCGUUGAUUUUGGUGUAUCAGAAAUGUUCGACAAAGAAGGCGAGAUGAGAACUGCCAAAUCUGCGGGAUCGCCGGCCUUCAUGCCGCCCGAGCUCUGCGUGCCCAAACAUGGCCAUGUGUCAGGCAAAGCAGCCGAUAUUUGGUCCAUGGGUGUCACACUCUACUGCUUACUGUUUGGCCGAAUACCGUUCGAGAAGCACGGAAUGAUUGAGCUGUAUCAAUCCAUACGAAACGACACGCUAGAGUUCGAUAUCGAAUGCGGGGAUAAAGUUCGAGACCUGCUAUCGAAACUUCUGGACAAGGACCCUAGCAAAAGGAUAACCAUGGAGGCCCUUCGCGCACAUCCCUGGGUAACCAGGGACGGAACAGAUGAGCUUCUGUCGACCUCGGAGAACGUAGCUAUAAUCGUGGAACCGCCCACCGACGAAGAGGUGAAUGCCGCUAUUACAGGGAACAUGGGCCAUUUGGUGACAGUUGUACGGGCCGUCAAGCGCUUCAAGCAGCUUCUCUUUCGGAAGCGACCCGAGAAGAUGGAGGGUAUUCUAGGGGGUGCAUCCCGCAUUGUACAGCCCCCACUAUCGAUACGACCAUCGGGACUGAGGAAGUCCAGAUCGCAAGAUACCGAUAACCGCCGACCAAUCGAGACCGCUCUGACGACUGAAGGUAUCCACCGCGAGAUCAAAAUCGACAACAACAUCCACCGCGUGCCCGAGAGCAUAAACGAAAUGGCCUCUGCGAAACCGGGUCUCAGAUCUGAAGUCGUCGGCUCCAUUCUUCCAAGCAAGGCAUCAAUAACCAGCAGUCCGAUAUCCCCGAAACCUGUUGCCUUAACCGACGCGAAGGUUAUACACGAGAGCAUGUCAUUUCGGCCCACCCCUUCACAACCAAUCCAAAUACCUUUCGUCUCCCAAUCCGCACCCGCAACCCCGACUAUUGGGAAAGGACAUGCUCAUGACCCCCUUGAGGAUACACUAUUCCUCAACAUCGGUACAGGAGAGGACUACCUCCCAUCAUCUGGGGAUGACACGCCUGUGGUUUCCGAAUCGCCUGGCGCUGUCGAUAUUGACGUCUAUGAAACCGCUUAUCAAGAGGAAAUCAACCGAAUCAUGGAGAAGCGAAAGCAAGACGGUCGCCCACCCACGAUGUACCUCACUAGGCGUGUUGAAAAUACUACAAGUUUACGUGACAGCGAUUUGAUCGUCGAUUCCGGCCGCACGAGGGACGAGUUGAAGAGCAACCUGAAAGCGCUAGGCAAGCGCGCGAAGAAAGGCUUCGAUGACCGUGCUGAGCUCCAGAGGUUGGAAGGCAAGGAAGAUCUUCUUAGCAGAGGCUGGCGAAACGUUCGCGAAUUCAAAGAUAUGGUCGAUGAAGCACGAGAGAUCGUCCGCGAAGAGGAGAGAAGCCGGAGCAGCACACCUGUCGGCAAAGCGUCGAGCAGAAGCGGGACGCCCGUUGCCGAGAAGAGUCGAGGAUUGGGGCUAUGACCGCAUGGGUUUCUCGAUCCGCAAAUAUCAACAGCGUCCAUUUAAUACGACGCCACGCGAAGAGCUGGAGCAUCUCGCUGGUUAUCUUCAGGGCAUGGUAAAACGACACUUGGAGAC